AUGAGGAUUCACACACGUGAGAAGCCUUUCCCCUGUCCUUGGUGUCACAAAUCCUUCUCUCGCCUGGACGUCCUCAACCGCCAUAAGACUGCCCACGAAGAGCAAACCCUGCCCGGGGCCAUCCGCGUGGGGUCGCGAGCAUGCGUCCGAUGUGCGUCAGACCGCGUGCGAUGUUCGCGCGAGCAACCAUGUCGCCGGUGCUCGCACCGUGGCUUUCGCUGUCAGUACCCGGCAGUCCGUUCACCUCAACGUGGGCUUUCAGAAACUGGCGCACCAGACAAUGCGAGCAGCUUUGAUACCGGCCAGGAUGAGUCCGGGGCCUGCGUUGUUGAUACUGCCACGCCCCAUGUCGUCGACACGUCCCUUAAUAGCUGGACCUGGACUGAGCCCACGGCUCCAAUGGACAUGAACGGAAGUUUCUUUGGCCUACCUGGCAUGGGUCUAUCAGACAUCAACUGGCUCUCUCCCCAAAGUCAGAACACUAUCCAUAUGGACGCCCUCCUUGCGCCAUUUGGUGUCGAUGACAAUCCCGGCUCUUUCCCACGUCCGCCAGGUAUUGCCUUACCUAGGACAGUCUCUACAGGACAGCCCUCCCCACUGCCUGAGGACAUACCCAUGAACGCAAAUCCAGAAUUCAGUGUUAGUGACUCCGGCAAGUCCACUUUAUCUUCUCAGAAUCGAUACUACGUAGAUGGAUCUGGCGCAAGAGCUCCCUUUGGUGGCAGGCAUAUUGAUGCAGCCUCUUGCGACCAUACUGAGCAAGUGCAGGAUGCGGAAGGAGAUGCUUCUGCAGAACCCAACGUAACCCUGAUGCAAGGUCCAAGUUGUCCACUAUCUACUUACGACUCUCUCAUUCGGGGCAUCACUAUGGAGGCCCGCACUUGCCUCGAGGAAUUGGAUACCACCUGUCUUCCUACGCCUGAGCAGUUUCAAAUCUGUGUACGACAAUACUUUGCUAAAUUCCACCCUGCUUUUCCGUUUUUGCGUCGUUCUUCGUUCACGAAAGAUAUGUCCUCUAGCUGGGUACUACUCCUAGCCGUGACAGUGGUUGGCUCGAAAUUUUGUCAGGACCUGCAACCCGCAGUACAAACCGAUGCUCUUCUUCGUUUGGUCGGUCUAAUUCUUACUCGCUGCAAAUACGGCCUCACACAAGAAGGUACUGUGAUUGACGAAGACCUCGACUACAUGCCUGGCGGCCGCCACAAUAGACUUUCCUCGCCUUGCCUGCCAAUCUUGCAGGCUGGGAUUCUGAACAUCUCUUGCAUGCUUCACUCCGGGAAGCAGGCGUUGGUCGAGCGCGCUCUUGUCGAACGCCAUUACCUUGUGGAGGCAUGUCGCAGCUUUGACUUAUUGGCAUACAAUCCCAGUUGCGAGGGCUUUCCACAGUCGAAUACUCGUGAUCGGGAUACAAAAAUUAAUCAGUGGCUGGAGCAAGAAUCAAAAUCUCGAACUGGGGCUAUGAUCUGGGUUCUGGACACAAUAUGCGCCUACGAAUUUCAGGUCACGCCUCUGAUGCAGCUUAAUGAUAUGCAAGUAAACCUUCCCGCUCCUGAAGACAUCUGGGAGAAUCCGACUCUGCAGCAGCAGACUUAUGGCAAGCAAUGUGAGAUCAAGCUUCGAGACGCACUGGAAAUAUUGUACAUUGAGAAAAAGAUGCCAUCAAAUUUAGGCGAAUUCAGUGUAGGACUACUGAUUAUGGCUAUCUACAGGAACACCAAAGAUCUUCUUGCUAGAGACCGAAUUCGCUUGUACUCCUGGUCACCUUCUGCGCUGCCACAACGACGAUCUGGGACGCCAAGGUCUUCUUACCAAGAUUGGCUACCCACGACACGACUGGCGAUGAAAUGGCGUAACAGCGCCUGCGAUUGCCUUGAUAUUCUACACUGGCCGGCUAAUACCAAGGUUGCAUCAGUAACGAUUUAG
Molecule: messenger RNA, 1923 nt
Organism: Plenodomus lingam JN3
Lineage: Eukaryota; Fungi; Ascomycota; Dothideomycetes; Pleosporales; Leptosphaeriaceae
Source: RefSeq, a predicted model, not a curated record